UAGGCCUUUGUUUUGUUCCACGAUUCGAAACCGGAUUGUAAUUUUGAAAAGCUGUAACAGUUAGCAUUCUGAGAAAAUGUUAUUUUCAUGUGGAUUAUCUUUCGCCUUUAAAAUAAUCCUUCUUUCUCGACUGACGCAAAUACUUAUCUUACUUUCUGAUUACAAAAAUUACUUCCUAUUUUUUUCUUUCGUUUAUAAUUAUAAAACGCGCCACAGAGAGAACUGCUAAUACAAAUAUACCAUUCUCGUUCCCAAAGCUCUUUCAAAUGAACCUUCACUUUUAAGUAAAAAUUUAUCUUAAGCAGCUCUAGGGACGAAAAUGUAAAUAUACAACUUAUAAAUUUAGGUCGAAUUUUCUGCAGAGGAAAGUCUUUUCUUUUUGAGUUAGACCCAGAAAACUAUUUGUGGUCCAAGAUGUCAAAGUUCAGCAUCUUUGGUAUUUUCCUUUUAAGCGUAUGUGUGCUUGGACAAAAAGCAAAGAACAACACACUAAGUCUUCCAACUAUUGCAGGGACAUGGAAAAACCAACUGGGCUCAACAAUGGUUAUAACACAAAAAGGAAGAAACUUGGUUGGAAAGUAUUGUACGGCAGUGAGUCGCUCUCCUUUAAAACGCCCGACAUUUGAUUUGGUGGGACUCGUAGGGCUUGGUACACCAACAUCAAUUGGAUGGGUUGUGACUUUUGCGGGUAAGCACCAAUCUUGGUUCUCUACCACUGGUUGGUCUGGACAAUAUCGCAUCAAAAAUGGUAAACCUGUUAUCCUGACCACUUGGGUGUUAACUAAUGCACCUGCUGAUGAGAAUGCUAUUUGGGCAUCAACUAAAAUUGGAAAGGAUAACUUUCACAAAAUACAGUCAGACGUCACCUGCAAGUUUUAGAUCAAAUCACAUUGUUUUCUUUGUCUAUUGUAUUCUUGUCUAUUUUUGUUAUUAUUUUAAAUAAAAUAUGCUUAAAAAGUA
Messenger RNA from Hydractinia symbiolongicarpus, 960 nucleotides. Its product is annotated as streptavidin-V2-like. The record is from RefSeq and is a predicted model, not a curated record. Gene Ontology annotation, molecular function: biotin binding. NCBI's taxonomy places the organism in Eukaryota, Metazoa, Cnidaria, Hydrozoa, Anthoathecata, Hydractiniidae. The transcript has 3 exons. The coding region runs from base 415 to 879 and encodes 154 amino acids.